Amblyraja radiata (thorny skate) is the source of this 1577-nucleotide messenger RNA. RefSeq names its product serpin H1-like. The record is from RefSeq and is a predicted model, not a curated record. Gene Ontology annotation, molecular function: serine-type endopeptidase inhibitor activity. Gene Ontology annotation, biological process: collagen fibril organization; negative regulation of endopeptidase activity. Lineage: Eukaryota; Metazoa; Chordata; Chondrichthyes; Rajiformes; Rajidae. The transcript is spliced from 6 exons. The coding region runs from base 140 to 1354 and encodes 404 amino acids. Gene Ontology annotation, cellular component: endoplasmic reticulum.
UUCCCUCCAAAGAUCUUAUAGCAGAGCUCUGCUAUAUGAUCUUUGGUGAAGAGCGAUACUGUGAUCCAUCUGCAGGAGUGAUAGCAAACGUCGGCGGGUGGACAAAGCAUUGUCGGAUAAAAAUUCACUGGGUGAGACCAUGGCGAUGAAGUUCAUGAUCCUAUGUCUGCUACAUGUGGUAGUCACAGCAGAUCCCAUGAAGUUGGAAGACCACACUUCCAGCCUGGCAGAAGGUACGGUGAACCUGGCCCUCAACCUUUUCAAGGCCAUGGCCAAGGACGCAAAAUUCUCGACCGAGAACCUCCUAUUGUCCCCGAUGGUGGUGGCUUCCUCCUUGGGUGUGAUGUCUCUGGGUGCCAAGGAUAAGACGGCCAACCAGGUCAAGUCACUCCUCAACACCAACCUGCGCGAUGACGUCUUCCUCCCGACCUUCUCGGAACUGUUCAACGAAGUCAGCGACGAAUCCGCCCGCAACAGCACGUGGAAGAUCGGCAGCCGCCUUUACGGGCCAAACUCCGUCAAAUUCAACGAUGAGUUUGUUCAGAAGAGCAAGGCCCACUACAAGCAUGAUCACUCCAAGGUGAAUUUCAGAGACAAGAGGAGUUUGGUCCAAUCCCUAAACGAAUGGGCCUCUAAAACUACAGAGGGAAAGCUCAAAGAAAUCACAAAGGAUGUCUCCAAAGUUGAUGGUGCUUUGUUCGUCAAUGCCAUGUAUUUUAAACCUCACUGGGAUGAAAAAUUCCACAAGGACAUGAUCGAUACAAGAGGCUUCUUGGUAACUAGAAGUCGCACUGUUUCUGUCCCCAUGAUGCAUCGUUCAGGAUUAUAUAACUACUAUGACGACAAGGUCAAUAAACUCCAGCUUCUUGAGAUGCCCCUUGCACACAAGCACUCCAGCAUGAUCUUCAUAAUGUCACGACACGUGGAGCCAAUGGAGAGAAUCGAGAAGUUGCUGAGCAAGGAACAGCUCAACAUUUGGUUCAGCAAGAUGCAAACAAAGGCCAUUAGUAUCUCUCUUCCCAAAGUCCGUGUUGAAGUCAGUCAUGAAUUACAGAAAUACUUACAGGAGCUGGGCCUGACUGAAGCUACAGAUCAGAACAGAGCCGAUUUCUCUGGUAUAACAGGGAAUAAAGAGCUCUACUUGUCCGGCAUGCUCCACGCCACAGCGCUAGAGUGGGACUUCGAAGGAAACGAAUUUGAUCCCGAAUUACAUACUCGCGAUGAAAUGAGAUCGCCUGAGCUCUUCUACGCAGAUCGCCCAUUCAUCUUCCUCGUCCGAGAUAACAAAACUAACUCUCUACUCUUCAUUGGAAAGUUAGUCAAACCAAAAGUAAACAACCAUGACGAAUUGUAAACUUGAAUUAAUUUUUUACAAAGUGCAGUAAUAUUCUGUACAAAUAUUAAUGACCUCACUUUCAGGUUACCUGUGUACUGGAGGUGGUGUAAUAAUGAUUCCUUCAUUGUUGUGGUGCCAUGGUGCAAAACAUCAAUAAUGUGGGGUCAAAUGAAGUUAACUGUAUUAGAAUCACUAAGGCUCGAGAAAUGCCCAAAAUAAUGCAUUUUGGUUCACUGAAAUA